AUGUAAUAAGUUAAUGUACCUUCACAAUAUCCAAAUAUCCCGUUUACAAAUCAAACACCAAUCAAUAAAACUAACACUUCACAUUCUCCUAAUUAAAGAAUGCUCUUUUAAUCAUCUUCCCCUAUAUAAGAUUCCAAUAGCUAUACACCUGUUAAACAAUUAGGAGAAUUAGAAUUACUCUAUUAGAAAAUCCAUUUACUACAAAAUGAAAAUAAAAUGCUUAAAACUUAAUUGGAAAAUGCUAAUCUUUAGAUUAAAUAAUUAUCAACCAAAAUUAACACUUACAAUAGUUAAGCAAUAUUUAAGACAACUACUUUCGAAUUAGUAGUACUCUAAAAAGCAUUGGAGUAAUUAGAAUAGUUGAAAACUGUUUUACAGAAAAGAAAAACAAGUCCCCUUAAAAACAAUUAAACACUACCUACUGAAGAAACGGCUGAAGUCAUAAGUGAAUUGAAAAGCAAAGUCACCUUCUUAGAAUAAAAGAAUAAUAAAUUAUGCAAAGAGAACUCAGAACUAUAAGUAGGAAACUAAUUUCUUUAUUUUAGUAACUCAUUUUAUUCCCUGCCUAAUCCGAAACCAAAGAAUUUAUUAGAGAAGGCAGAAAACAAUUAUUUUCUGAUCCUAGUGAAAUUAGGUAAGUCAAUAGGAAUAGUCCUAUCAGAUUUGUAAAUCGAAAAGGAAGUCCUAGCAAUCCAUAUAGAUCACCUAAACAUAAAGAGUGA
Molecule: messenger RNA, 722 nt
Organism: Paramecium pentaurelia
Lineage: Eukaryota; Ciliophora; Oligohymenophorea; Peniculida; Parameciidae
Source: the annotation of a GenBank genome assembly